Neoarius graeffei (lesser salmon catfish) is the source of this 1803-nucleotide messenger RNA. It is a transcript of the gene galntl6, whose product is annotated as polypeptide N-acetylgalactosaminyltransferase like 6. NCBI's taxonomy places the organism in Eukaryota, Metazoa, Chordata, Actinopteri, Siluriformes, Ariidae. Gene Ontology annotation, cellular component: Golgi apparatus. The record is from RefSeq and is a predicted model, not a curated record. The coding region runs from base 1 to 1803 and encodes 600 amino acids. The transcript has 12 exons.
AUGAAGAGGAGGCAGAAGCGCGUGCUGCAGAUGGCGUUUUUAUUCACGCUGGCUCUCAUUUUCUUGCCCAACGUGGGUCUGUGGUCGCUCUACAGAGACAAACACCUGAUGAAGGCGCCCGAAGGAGACGAGCAGGGAUUUGCGCUCGGACUGAGCGAUGGACAUGUUUACAGCUGGACAGACGGCUUGAGGAGGCGAGACUGGCACGAUAACGAGAGCGUCAGGAGAGACGAGAUGCGUGUUGGGAAAGGGGAGCAGGGGAAGCCGUACCCACUUGCAGAGGACGAGUGUGAUGACACGGUGUACAAAGAGAACGGCUUUAACAUCUACGUGAGCAACAACAUCGCACUGGAUCGCUCGCUGCCCGACAUCAGACACCCCAACUGUAAGCAGAAGCUGUAUCUGGAGAACCUCCCCAACACCAGUAUCAUUAUCCCGUUCCAUAACGAGGGCUGGAGUUCUUUUCUACGCACUGUGCACAGCAUCGUAAACCGAACUCCAGAUCAUCUGAUUGCUGAGAUCAUUCUGGUGGAUGACUACAGCGAUCGAGAGCACCUGGGCGUUCGUCUGGAGGAGUACAUGUCCAGAUUUCCGAAAGUGCGCAUAGUGCGCACAAAGAAGCGCGAGGGUUUGAUACGCACACGCCUCCUGGGAGCGUCUGUGGCCAAAGGGGAAGUCCUCACCUUCUUAGACUCUCACUGCGAGGCCAACGUCAACUGGCUGCCCCCUCUGCUCGACCAGAUAGCCCAGAACUCCAAGACCAUCGUGUGUCCCAUGAUUGACGUCAUCGACCACAACCACUUUGGAUACGAGGCUCAAGCUGGGGAUGCUAUGCGAGGAGCCUUUGACUGGGAGAUGUACUACAAACGCAUCCCUAUCCCUCCUGAGCUCCAGGGACCUGACCCCAGCGACCCUUACGAGUCACCUGUGAUGGCUGGAGGUCUUUUUGCUGUGAACCGUCAGUGGUUCUGGGAGCUCGGAGGCUACGAUACGGGCCUGGAGAUCUGGGGAGGAGAGCAGUACGAGAUUUCCUUCAAGGUGUGGAUGUGUGGAGGCAGUAUGUAUGACGUGCCGUGCUCCAGAGUGGGCCACAUCUACAGGAAGUACGUGCCCUACAAAGUGCCCUCAGGAACUAGCCUGGCUCGGAAUCUGAAGCGAGUGGCAGAGACAUGGAUGGAUGAGUACACAGAGUACAUCUACCAGCGGCGGCCGGAGUAUCGCCACCUCUCCACAGGAGACCUGACCACUCAGAAGGAGCUGCGCAAACACCUCAAGUGUAAAGACUUCAAAUGGUACAUGAACACAGUGGCGUGGGACCUGCCCAAAUACUACCCUCCUGUAGAGCCCUUACCUGCUGCCUGGGGAGAGAUCCGCAACGCAGCAUCAGGGUUGUGUAUGGACACCAAACACGGCUCGACAGGAACAGAGCUCCGUUUGGACAGCUGCCUGAAAGAGGGAGCGGAGAGAACCUGGGCACACGAACAGAUCUUCACCUUUGGCUGGAGGGAGGACAUCAGGCCUGGGGACCCUCUGCACACCAGGAAGUUGUGUUUCGAUGCCAUCUCUCAAAGCAGCCCUGUUACUCUGUACGACUGCCAUGGCAUGAGGGGCAACCAGCACUGGAGCUACCGCAGGGAUAAGUCUCUUUACCAUCCAGUGAGCAGCAGUUGCAUGGACUGCAGCCCUGCCGAUAAGCGGAUUUUCAUGAACAAGUGCAAUCCCGAGUCGGCGACGCAGCAGUGGCUCUUCCAGAGAGUCAACAUGACCAUUCUGGACAAAUUCAACAGCGCCACCACUUCCUAG